Solanum stenotomum is the source of this 1164-nucleotide messenger RNA. RefSeq names its product nifU-like protein 4, mitochondrial. Bases 105 to 941 code for a protein of 278 amino acids. Gene Ontology annotation, molecular function: iron ion binding; iron-sulfur cluster binding. Lineage: Eukaryota; Viridiplantae; Streptophyta; Magnoliopsida; Solanales; Solanaceae. The transcript has 3 exons. The record is from RefSeq and is a predicted model, not a curated record. Gene Ontology annotation, biological process: iron-sulfur cluster assembly. Gene Ontology annotation, cellular component: mitochondrion.
UCAGUCUGAAAUUCCAUCAAAAGGCAAAAUACCGCCAUGAAAAUCUGUAAUUGAAGCUCGAAGAAUCUAGAUUUUGCCAGAAGCUUGUACGAGAAACUGUGGUAAUGAAGGGAUUAAUAGGGAGAUUGAUAACGCGAACGAAUCUCCGCAGCUGUAGAUUGUUAACUAAACCCUAUGUAGAAAAUGGUUCACUUUCCACAUCUCGUCGAUUUCUUUACGCUUUAUCUUCUAAUACGCCGCAUGCGUUCUCUGAUUUCACUACGAUAAAGCCUUCAAAGUUUCCUUCUUCAUGUCCGCCAUUGUGGAGCCAUUUUGGAGGCCAGAAGAGGACCAUGUUUAUCCAAACUCAAUCAACUCCGAAUCCUUUAUCCCUAAUGUUCUAUCCUGGGAAGCCAGUUGUGGAAGCUGGGAGUGCAGACUUUCCAAAUGCUCGGUCUGCCAUGAAUUCACCUCUGGCGAAGGCCCUCUUUGGAAUAGAUGGGAUUACACGUGUAUUUUUUGGAUCAGAUUUUAUUACUGUAACAAAAAGUGAAGAAGCUUCCUGGGAUUUCCUCAAACCUGAAAUAUUUGCAGCAAUUAUGGAUUUCUUUUCUUCUGGUAACCCAGUGUUUCUUGACUCCAGUACUGCAGCCUCCAUGGAUACAGCUAUCCAUGAGGAUGAUUCAGAAAUAGUUGCAAUGAUCAAGGAACUUUUAGAGACUCGUAUUCGCCCAGCUGUACAAGAUGAUGGUGGGGACAUUGUAUACCGAGGAUUUGAUCCAGAUACAGGAGUAGUCAAAUUGAAAAUGCAAGGAGCAUGUAGUGGUUGUCCUAGCUCAUCAGUUACCCUUAAGUCUGGUAUCGAGAAUAUGCUCAUGCAUUAUGUACCCGAGGUUAAAAGUGUGGAACAGGAACUGGAUGAAGACGAACAACCUGCAUUAACCGGGGCAGCACACGAGUAGUAAUACUGUUAUAGCUUCCUUCAGUUAAUUUGCUGACAGAAAGAUCACAAUCAGGGGAGGCAGGUCUUGUUCAUGCUCCUCCAUGUAAACAGCGAGUGAAAUCGAGUGCACUAGUUUCUUGUAUCUAUCAAAUUUAUAUGCUUCGAGAUUCGAGAAUCGUAGUUGGGUAGUUGUUUUGAUGACAUUCAAAUAAAUAGUUUCAGCUAUAUGUUUAGCUGGUUUU